Messenger RNA from Geodia barretti, 843 nucleotides. Lineage: Eukaryota; Metazoa; Porifera; Demospongiae; Tetractinellida; Geodiidae. The record is from the annotation of a GenBank genome assembly.
AUGGGUGCACACAGGAAGAAAUGCCCACUAGAGGAAGUGGCAUGCAACCUCGAAGGAUGUAAUGACGAUAACCAAGUCGUAACGUGCGGACGGAGAAUGCUGCGCAGCGAGCUGACCGGCCACGAGAAAAUCUGCCUCUUUCGCAUAUUCGAGUGCAAGUUCUGCAAGAAAGCCAGCACCUAUGUUUCCAUCACUGGCCAAGCACACACCGAUGUGAAACAGCCCAAGAAACCACCAGAGAGAGGUCACUACGCAGAGUGUCCAGACUAUCCUCUGUCCUGCAAGAAUAAGUGUCGGUCUGGAGAGAUCAGGAGAGCUGACAUGGAACAGCACCUCGGGGAGUGUCCUCUGGAAACGAUCCAAUGUGAGCAUUGGGAAGAAGGCUGCAACGAGAUGGUGCGACGAAAAGACAUGGGUGGACACCUGAAGGCCUUCAAGAAGCAGCACCAAGAAUACGUGAGGUUUGCAUACUUGCAUAAAAAGAAAGACAUGGAAGAUCUGAAAGUGGAGCUAAGGUCUACAAAAGAUGAACUUGUUGCUACUAAAUUUGAGUUGAAUGCUACAAAGAACGAUGUUGCCAUUUUGAAAACUGAGCUGACUACCAACACGGACGAACUGAACGCUACCAAAAACACUCUGGCUGCUAAGACUGAUGAGUUGAAUGCAGCCAAGAGUGAACUGGCUACUAAGAGAGCUGAGCUUACUGCAGUAAAAAGUGCACUGGCCACUAAGACAAGGGAGUUGAAUGCCACAAGAAGCGAAUCUACUCCCAACACAAGGGGAAUGAAUGAUACAACGUCUCAGGAAAAACGAAAGGCUUCAAAAAGUUGUCGCCCUAGCUAG